GCGGCUCCGGGCCGCGGGGACUCAGAGCUGGUGCCGCCGUCCCCCGCGCGCCCUGCCCCGCGCCGCCCGCCAUGAAGACCCCGGGCGAGGUGCUGCGCGAGGGCGAGCUGGAGAAGCGCAGCGACAGCCUCUUCCAGCUGUGGAAGAAGAAGCGCGGGGUGCUCACCCCCGACCGCCUGAGCCUCUUCCCCGCGGGCCCCGGCGCGCGGCCCAAGGAGCUGCGCUUCCACUCCAUCCUCAAGGUGGACUGCGUGGAGCGCACCGGCAAGUACGUCUACUUCACCAUCGUCACCACCGACCGCAAGGAGAUCGACUUCCGCUGCGCGGGCGAGAGCUGCUGGAGCGCGGCCAUCACGCUGGCGCUCAUCGACUUCCAGAACCGCCGCGCCCUGCAGGACUUCCGCAGCCGCCAGCCGCGCCCCGCGCCCGAUGCGCCCCCCGACGAGCGCACGGCCCGCGCGCCCUGAGCCGCCGCCGGAACCAGAGACGGGAAGAGUCGGGGCCCGACGCGGCCGCCUGGUCACGCCCGGCGGGAACCCAGGGGCGCCCGGGACGGCGGGAGCCAGGCGACACCCCGUCCCCGCUGAACACGACGCGGGCUAAGCCAGGGCCGGACCCUCCCGGCAGCCGCCCAGGGGUCCUUUCCGCGGAGACUCGCCCGCUGUGCGGGCCCUUAAAUUAUUGGACUAUCUACCUAUUUAUUUCACUGGUUAUUUGUCGUCAAAGGUUCUGCCUUAAUAUUUUGUUUUUGCAUCAACGUGUCCAUUCCAAAUAAAUGACUUGAAUUGUUCUUUUCUACCA
Choloepus didactylus (southern two-toed sloth) is the source of this 801-nucleotide messenger RNA. It is a transcript of the gene PHLDA2, whose product is annotated as pleckstrin homology like domain family A member 2. The record is from RefSeq and is a predicted model, not a curated record. The transcript is spliced from 2 exons. NCBI's taxonomy places the organism in Eukaryota, Metazoa, Chordata, Mammalia, Pilosa, Megalonychidae. Gene Ontology annotation, biological process: positive regulation of apoptotic process; placenta development. Gene Ontology annotation, molecular function: phosphatidylinositol phosphate binding. Bases 72 to 467 code for a protein of 131 amino acids.